Brassica rapa (field mustard) is the source of this 1175-nucleotide messenger RNA. RefSeq names its product ATP-dependent DNA helicase PIF2-like. Gene Ontology annotation, biological process: DNA repair; telomere maintenance. The record is from RefSeq and is a predicted model, not a curated record. Gene Ontology annotation, molecular function: DNA helicase activity. Lineage: Eukaryota; Viridiplantae; Streptophyta; Magnoliopsida; Brassicales; Brassicaceae.
GGGAGAUUGAAUCGCUCCUGCGUAUCAAUGGAAGCUCAUUGGAAUUUUUUAAAGGUAUGCCACGUCCAGAUGCUUAUGCUUAUGAUUCUGAUGUUAACACUUUGAUCAGUGACGAGCUAAACUACAACCACGAUGAGCAAAGAGAAAAACACAGAGAGCUAUUAGCCAAGAUAACAGAUGAGCAAAGAGCUGUGUACCAAGAGAUACUAGAUGCAGUAAAUGGUGACAAAGGUGGUAUGUUUUUCGUUUAUGGUUUUGGAGGAACAGGAAAAACAUUUCUUUGGAACAUCCUAGGUGCCGCAAUUCGAUCUUUAGGAGAAAUAAUAUUGAACGUGGCAUCCAGUGGAAUUGCUGCACUGCUUUUGCCAGGUGGCCGGACAGCUCACUCAAGAUUUGGAAUACCAAUUAAUGUACACGAUUUUACAACAUGUACAAUGACAAAGGGUUCAGAUCAAGCAGAAUUGGUACAACAAGCUAAGCUCAUAAUUUGGGAUGAAGCUCCCAUGAUGAGCAGACACUGUUUCGAAACUUUAGACAGAAGCUUGCGUGACAUAAUGGGAUGCAAUGAGCCUUUUGGAGGUAAAGUUGUUGUUUUUGGAGGAGACUUUAGACAGAUUCUACCGGUAGUAACAGAUGGUGGUAGAGUAGAGACUGUUUUGGCUUCUCUGAAUUCAUCAUAUCUGUGGAAUAGCUGCAAGGUUCUAAGACUUACAAAAAACAUGAGACUUAUGGCAGGAAUUACUGAUAGUGAAGCUAAAGAACUUGAAGCUUUUUCUAAGUGGAUUCUAGAUAUCGGUGAUGGAAAUAUCAAUCAACCAAAUGAUGGAGAGGUUGAUAUCGAUAUUCCUGAAGAUUUGCUGAUAACUGAGUGCGAAAAUCCUAUAGAAGCCAUAGUGAACGAAGUUUACGGAACAUCAUUUGCAGAAAAACGAGAUCCCAAGUUUUUUAAGGAAAGAGCUAUAUUGAGUCCACGGAAUCAAGAUGUUGAUAGUACUAACGAGUAUAUGCUAUCACAAUUAUCAGGUAGCAUUUUGGUUUUUAAAAUAUUAAAUUUUGUUGCUAAAAUCAAGGCAUGUAAUCUUAUUUACACUGAUUUAUAUUGUAAACAGGUGAAGAAAAAAUCUAUCUCAGUUCUGAUGGUAUAGAUAAAUCUGACAAAGGACCGAAGGAUACCA